Molecule: messenger RNA, 978 nt
Organism: Colletotrichum godetiae
Lineage: Eukaryota; Fungi; Ascomycota; Sordariomycetes; Glomerellales; Glomerellaceae
Exons: 2
Coding region: 197-820 (207 amino acids)
Source: RefSeq, a predicted model, not a curated record
ACUCUACCGCUCAUGCCGCUGCAAGUCACGGAUGUCAUCCUAUUUGUCGAGAUGCCCGGGGAAGCACUUCACUUCCCGUAUUAAUUAUUAUAGGCACUUGCAGUGGGCAACAAUGGUUUACUGUAAGGCUGGCAAGACCUUGGUUUCCAUGAGCGUGGUGGUGCCCUUGUCAGCUUGACCGAAGCAACUUUCCCGAAUGAACAUUCUUCCAAUAUGCCCAUCUUGGCUCGUACUGUGUACGACUCUAACAUGUCCCGAUUCGGGGGACGUCUACGGAAUACAGCGGCUACUUGCAGGCGGCUGCCGGCGCGAUAAACAUCUCAGGCUUUCGGUAGUGAUUUCGAUGAGUGGAUCGUAUUACUCGGACCCGAUCGACGGAGCUCCUUACGGGGCUGUUCAAAGACCGGUUUCUUGUGUGCCACUCGCCCCGUUCGGAGCCCAUCUGCCCAUUGAUUGGUGCUCCAGGUUUCCCCCGCGAAACGUUCACCAUCUGGGUCAGGGCUUGACAUAUAAGGAGAUCAGACCGAUGUCACACGAGCGCGCGCAACGACUUCUGCUGUCCACCAUUCAUCGGGGCAUUCGGUCUCGCGCUGGAGACUAUCCCGGCCCAGACAUUGCUCGGUCCGUCAAAAGGCAUAUAGACAGCCCUCAGCCUGCUGUUCCUCGGGGCUUAAUUGGAGCCCAAGACGAUAAUGACCCUCCACGGAUCAACAACGCCACGAGGAAGAGUGAAACACUGGCAACGAAUUGCUUACCCACCGAAAAGCCUCCCGUACGCCUUGAAGCAAUUCCACCGGUCUCUCGGUCGAGACGUCCAUGAUCCGUCGCUCAAGUCAACACGUUGCCGCACAUCGUGGCAUCAUGCUUCACUUGCUGCCCUACGGGACGCCUACUUCAACACGGACAUUAGUGUCUUCGAUAUGAGGAUUUCCUUCUGUACUGCCGACAUCGUGCAGUGUUUGCGAUCGUGGCAUUUGG